AUGUCAUCUGCAGCCAUGUCGAAAAAGAACAAAGGGAAGAAAGUGGCCGAUCCCAAUGAGACUUCCAAACUCCUUGCCGCAAAGAUCUCGCAGCUGGAGCAGGAUGCUGCUGGUGAGAAGGACCAAGAAGCGGAAAUUGAGCGUGAAGUUAAGAAAGCUACACGAGACCUGAACCAGCUCCUCAGCAAUAUCGAAUCUCCAAUGACCCGUCUUGAAACCGUACAUAAGAAGUAUACUGAACUGUUGGCCGACAUGAAAAAGCUAGAUCGCGACUAUUCCAAAAGCAAGAAGCGGGCCGAUCAACUACAAAAGGACCAAGACAAGGGGAAGUCGGAACUGAAUAAGACUGUGACUAUGAAGGAUAAACUGGAGAAGCUGUGCAGGGAGCUCACGAAAGAAAAUAAGAAGGUCAAGGACGAGAACAAGAAGUUGGAGGAUACCGAAAAGAAAGCGCGACUGAUCGUGAAUGAACGUCUUGAUUCUCUUCUGUAUGAUAUUCAAGACGUUAUGGCUGCCAAGGGUAAUCCUCGAAGUGAAAAAGUUGAUAUUGACCUGGACGAAGCGCUACGUGCCAAGAUUAAGACCAUUGGCGAGAAAUUUGAAACGCGAGAAGUGCAUUACAAGUCACUCUUGCGCAGCAAGGACGCGGAGAUACAGAGCCUCACUGCUAAGUAUGAAGAGCAACGCCGUGCUGCCGAGAACGAGGCCGCUCGCUGCCGCGCUUUAAGUUCACAAGUUUCUACAUUUUCACAUACCGAGGCCGAGUUACGCAGCCAGCUCAACAUCUACGUGGAGAAGUUCAAGCAGGUGGAGGAUACGUUGAACAACAGCAACGAAUUGUUUUUGACUUUUCGCAAAGAAAUGGAAGAAAUGUCAAAAAAGACCAAACGCUUGGAAAAAGAAAAUCUCACCCUCACCCGUAAACACGACCAGACGAACCGCAAUAUACUUGAAAUGGCCGAAGAACGUACCAGAAACCACGAAGAACUUGAGAAAUGGCGGAAGAAGAGCCAUCACCUCGAAGCACUUUGCCGUCGAAUGCAAGCUCAAGGUCGUGGACAAGGUCUUGCGGCCGAUCUAGAUGGCGAUGAUGAGGGGACUGAGAGCGAAUACGACGAAGACUACGAGGAUGAGGAGGAUGAUGACGAAGAAGGCAUCAGUGAUGAAGAGUACGAAGACAGCACGGACCGGGACAUGAACGGAGACCGCAACAUACCACCACAGCAGCCCGAGAAGCCUGUGUUUGGACCGCCGCCACCACCGAACCUCUUGGAGGCCCGAGCGAACGGGAACAAAGCUGUGCUCAAUGGAUGUCACUAA
This is a messenger RNA of Aspergillus bombycis, 1320 nucleotides long. RefSeq names its product taxilin. Gene Ontology annotation, molecular function: syntaxin binding. NCBI's taxonomy places the organism in Eukaryota, Fungi, Ascomycota, Eurotiomycetes, Eurotiales, Aspergillaceae. The record is from RefSeq and is a predicted model, not a curated record. The coding region runs from base 1 to 1320 and encodes 439 amino acids. The transcript has 5 exons.